Molecule: messenger RNA, 1379 nt
Organism: Polypterus senegalus (gray bichir)
Lineage: Eukaryota; Metazoa; Chordata; Cladistia; Polypteriformes; Polypteridae
Gene: gig2o
Product: grass carp reovirus (GCRV)-induced gene 2o
Exons: 2
Coding region: 120-761 (213 amino acids)
Cellular component (GO): cytoplasm
Molecular function (GO): NAD+ poly-ADP-ribosyltransferase activity
Source: RefSeq, a predicted model, not a curated record
GAAACUUGGAAACCGGUGCCUCUCCUGUUGAAUGUUGCGAUUACUAAACUGUUGUCUGCGAGCACCGAUCACGGGACGUGAGGAGCAAAAGUGAAUUGUUGCCUAAAAAGUAAACCAAGAUGUCAGUUGAAUUUUGUGGCUGGGAGGCAAUCAAAAGUAGCCAGGGCCAUUUGGAUUCUGGUCAGGAGCCAAUGGCUGCUGCUGGUUAUACAAUGUACCACGGCACCCACAUCAGUAAUGCAGCAGAAAUUAUAAAGAAUGGGUUUCAGAGGUCCAAUGAUGGUUUGUUAGGACCUGGUGUCUAUGUGAGCCGCAACAUAGAAAAAGCCAAAUGUUAUCCCCAAAAGACAGACAAAAAUGAUAAGGUAGUACUGAAGCUCAGAGUCAAUGUUGGAAAAGUUAAAAAGAUUGACACUGACAGUCAUCCGCUUCAGAAGACCUGGCACCAGAAUGGCUACGACUGUGCAUGGGUUCCCCCAAAUAGUAAUAUUACAUCCAUCAAAUCUGGCAGGGAGGAAGACUGUGUGUGGGACCCCAAGAGAAUAAAAGUGGUGGACGUGGCACUCUGCAUAGACGAUGCAACUAGACAUGGUUUAAGGAGGCUGAUUAAAAAGAUGAGGCAAAAUUCAAAUCAUGGAAACUCUUCAAAUAAAUGUCAUAAGUGUGGAAAGGAGAUGGACACACUACAUCCAGUGCAGAAAUGCUGGAACUGCGACGAUACAAUCUGCCCUUUCCAAAGUAAACACAAAUGUAGGACUUAAUCAGAGCCACAGAUGACAACAUACCGCCUAUCGAGUCUUAAAGAUGUGAGCCCCAAAAUGAAGUCAGUACUAGCAUGGAUCAUUUGAUUAGUCUGGAUGUGAAAGAUGAGAAUUCUGUCAUUCCAAACCCUCUUUGGAAAGAAGAUUUAUGGAACGUGCCCUUCCAGCCAGAGCAAAGAAUCCAGCGAGGAUUUCAGGAAUUCAUCAAUACGUCCCUGAUAUUGUUUGUUAACUGAAUGUUAAUAAAUGAGAUCUUUCAUAAUCCAAUAUUCUUGAAGCCCUUUAAUCCAGUCUGUGAUUGGGCAUUGAACCCUUUGGAAUGUUAUGUCGUGUUUAAAACAAUGUGUGCGCUGUUGUCAUUUUAAUUAAUGUUUUGUUAUUGUUUCUGUGAGACAAUUUUCUUUAUUUUCUUAUGACCCAUACUCAGCUGGCAGCACUAUGAUCACUAACAGUAUGUGACUCUCAGCAACCUUAUCAAUAGAAAGCAAACUCACCUAAACAAUGAAAUUGCUCCAAAGCUUUCAAUGAUUAAAUCAAGAAAAAAGCACUUUUGAGUUUCAGUAGUUUGUGUUUAUAUAACUAUAAAGAAUUUAAAAUAAACAUAUUAUUUUAUUUUUA